AUGUUCCAAGAAGCGGAAUUCGACAAACCGAAAAUCGGCACCGUCGAAGAAUUUCAAGGCCAGGAAUUCGAGGUCGUCCUGCUGUCUACUGUGCGAUCCUGCGAGGAACACGUUCCUGCCGAUAUCACGCACAGCCUGGGCUUCGUGGCCAGCCUCAAAAUGCUCAACGUGGCAAUUUCUAGGACCAAAAGCCUGCUGGUGGGGAUAGUCAACCCUAACUGUUUCAAGAUACCUAUACUGGCGUUCUGUGGUCAAAUAUUGUGUCGAAGUUGGGAGUUAUAUUGGCUGUGA
Molecule: messenger RNA, 291 nt
Organism: Phaedon cochleariae (mustard beetle)
Lineage: Eukaryota; Metazoa; Arthropoda; Insecta; Coleoptera; Chrysomelidae
Source: the annotation of a GenBank genome assembly